UGAACGAAAUCAGUCCAUCAUUGUGAGUGGAGAGUCCGGGGCAGGAAAAACCGUCUCAGCUAAGUAUGCCAUGAGAUACUUUGCAACUGUAAGUGGCUCUGCCAGUGAGGCCAAUGUUGAGGAAAAGGUCUUGGCCUCCAACCCCAUCAUGGAGUCAAUUGGAAAUGCUAAAACAACCAGGAAUGAUAAUAGCAGCCGUUUUGGGAAGUAUAUUGAAAUUGGUUUUGAUAAGAGAUACCGAAUCAUUGGUGCCAAUAUGAGAACUUACCUACUAGAGAAAUCUAGAGUGGUGUUCCAGGCAGAAGAGGAGAGAAACUAUCACAUCUUCUAUCAGCUUUGUGCCUCAGCAAAGUUGCCUGAAUUUAAAAUGCUACGACUAGGAGAUGCAAAUAACUUUCAUUACACAAAGCAAGGAGGUAGUCCUGUGAUUGAAGGAGUGGAUGAUGCAAAGGAGAUGGCACACACGAGGCAGGCCUGCACUCUGCUAGGGAUUAGUGAAUCUUAUCAAAUGGGAAUUUUUCGAAUUCUUGCUGGCAUCCUUCAUUUAGGCAAUGUUGGAUUUACAUCUCGAGAUUCAGAUAGCUGCACAAUACCUCCCAAGCAUGAACCUCUUGGCAUCUUCUGUGACCUCAUGGGCGUGGAUUAUGAGGAGAUGUGUCACUGGCUGUGUCACCGGAAGCUGGCCACAGCCACGGAGACGUACAUCAAACCCAUCUCCAAGCUGCAGGCCACCAAUGCCCGUGAUGCUUUGGCCAAGCACAUCUAUGCCAAGCUCUUUAACUGGAUUGUAGACCACGUCAAUCAGGCUCUCCACUCAGCUGUCAAGCAGCACUCUUUUAUUGGUGUGCUAGACAUUUACGGAUUUGAAACAUUUGAGAUAAAUAGUUUUGAACAGUUUUGCAUAAAUUAUGCAAAUGAAAAACUACAGCAACAAUUCAACAUGCAUGUCUUCAAAUUGGAGCAAGAGGAGUAUAUGAAGGAACAAAUUCCGUGGACACUCAUAGAUUUUUAUGAUAAUCAGCCUUGUAUUAAUCUUAUAGAAUCGAAACUGGGCAUUCUGGAUUUGCUGGAUGAGGAAUGCAAGAUGCCUAAAGGUACAGAUGACACUUGGGCCCAAAAAUUAUACAACACGCAUUUGAACAAAUGUGCACUCUUUGAAAAGCCCCGUCUAUCAAACAAAGCUUUCAUCAUCCAACAUUUUGCUGACAAGGUGGAAUAUCAGUGUGAAGGCUUUCUUGAAAAGAAUAAAGACACCGUUUUUGAAGAACAAAUUAAAGUUCUUAAGUCAAGCAAGUUUAAGAUGCUACCAGAACUAUUUCAAGAUGACGAAAAGUCCAUCAGUCCCACCUCAGCCACCUCUUCAGGGCGUACACCACUCACCCGCACUCCUGCAAAACCCACCAAAGGCAGACCAGGCCAGAUGGCCAAAGAGCACAAGAAAACAGUGGGUCAUCAGUUCCGAAACUCCCUUCACUUGCUUAUGGAGACCCUCAAUGCCACCACUCCUCACUACGUGCGCUGUAUUAAGCCGAAUGACUUCAAGUUUCCUUUCACGUUUGAUGAGAAGAGGGCAGUGCAGCAACUGAGAGCGUGUGGCGUCCUGGAAACCAUCCGAAUCAGUGCAGCAGGGUUCCCCUCACGGUGGACUUACCAAGAGUUUUUCAGCCGUUACCGGGUCCUAAUGAAGCAAAAAGAUGUGCUGGGUGACAGAAAGCAAACAUGCAAGAAUGUGUUAGAGAAACUGAUACUGGACAAAGACAAAUACCAGUUUGGUAAGACAAAGAUCUUUUUCCGUGCUGGUCAAGUGGCCUAUCUAGAAAAACUGAGGGCAGACAAACUGAGGGCUGCCUGCAUCAGAAUCCAGAAGACGAUCCGAGGGUGGCUUCUGAGGAAGAAGUACUUACGCAUGCAGAAGGCGGCUGUCACUGUGCAAAGAUACGUGCGGGGCUACCAGGCUCGAUGCUAUGCUAAGUUUCUGCGCAGAACCAAGGCAGCAACCAUCAUACAGAAGAACUGGCGCAUGUAUGUGGUCCGUAGGAAGUACAAGAUUAGACGAGCUGCCACGAUUGUUCUUCAGUCUUAUUUGCGAGGCUUCUUGGCCAGAAAUAGGUAUCAUAAGAUACUCCGUGAGCACAAGGCAAUCAUUCUUCAGAAGUGGGUCCGAGGCUGGCUGGCUCGUACGCACUACAAGAGGAGCAUGCAUGCCAUCAUCUACCUGCAGUGCUGCUUCCGGCGGAUGAUGGCCAAGCGUGAGCUGAAGAAGCUCAAGAUCGAGGCUCGCUCCGUGGAGCGCUAUAAGAAGCUCCACAUCGGCAUGGAGAACAAGAUCAUGCAGCUGCAGCGCAAAGUGGAUGAGCAGAAUAAAGACUACAAAUGCCUCAUGGAGAAACUGACCAACCUGGAAGGAAUAUAUAACUCUGAGACUGAGAAACUACGAAGUGACUUAGAACGUCUUCAACUAAGUGAGGAGGAAGCUAAGGUUGCCACUGGACGGGUCCUCAGUCUGCAGGAAGAAAUUGCUAAACUCCGGAAAGACCUGGAACAAACUCGAUCAGAGAAAAAAUCCAUUGAAGAACGAGCAGAUAAAUACAAACAAGAAACUGAGCAGCUGAUGUCAAAUCUAAAGGAAGAAAAUACCUUGCUGAAGCAGGAAAAAGAGACCCUCAACCACCGCAUCGUGGAGCAGGCAAAGGAGAUGACAGAAACUAUGGAGAAGAAGUUAGUAGAAGAAACAAAACAACUGGAGCUUGAUCUGAAUGAUGAGAGGCUAAGAUAUCAGAACCUUCUGAAUGAGUUCAGUCGUCUAGAGGAACGUUACGAUGACCUCAAGGAGGAGAUGACUCUUAUGGUGAAUGUGCCUAAGCCUGGACAUAAGAGAACAGACUCCACCCACAGCAGUAAUGAGUCUGAAUAUACCUUUUCCUCUGAAAUUCCAGAAGCUGAAGACAUUCCAUCAAGGGCAGAGGAGCCAAGUGAGAAGAAGGUGCCUCUGGAUAUGUCCUUGUUCCUCAAACUCCAGAAGCGGGUCACAGAGCUGGAGCAGGAGAAGCAGAUGAUGCAGGAUGAGCUGGACCACAAAGAGGAGCAGGUGCUCCGCAGCAAGGCAAAGGAAGAAGAAAGACCACAACUUAGAGGUGCAGAACUGGAAUAUGAGUCCCUCAAGCGUCAAGAACUAGAGUCAGAAAACAAAAAACUGAAAAAUGAGCUAAAUGAAUUACGCAAAGCCCUCAGUGAGAAAAGUGCCCCAGAGGUGACCGCUCCAGGCGCACCUGCCUACCGUGUCCUCAUGGAGCAGCUGACCUCUGUGAGUGAGGAGCUGGAUGUUCGCAAGGAGGAAGUCCUCAUCUUGAGGUCUCAGCUGGUGAGCCAAAAGGAAGCCAUCCAACCCAAGAAUACAAUGACGGAUUCCACAAUACUUUUGGAAGACGUACAAAAAAUGAAAGAUAAAGGUGAAAUAGCACAAGCAUAUAUUGGUUUGAAAGAAACAAACAGGCUCUUGGAGUCCCAGCUGCAGUCUCAGAAGAGGAGCCAUGAGAACGAGGCUGAGGCCCUCCGUGGGGAGAUCCAGAGCCUGAAGGAGGAAAACAACCGGCAGCAGCAGCUGCUAGCCCAGAACCUGCAGCUGCCUCCAGAGGCCCGCAUCGAGGCCAGCCUGCAGCACGAGAUCACACGGCUGACCAACGAGAACUUGGAUUUGAUGGAACAACUUGAAAAACAGGAUAAGACUGUCCGGAAACUGAAAAAACAACUGAAAGUAUUUGCCAAAAAAAUUGGUGAACUAGAAGUGGGCCAAAUGGAGAACAUAUCUCCUGGGCAGAUCAUCGAUGAGCCAAUCCGUCCCGUCAACAUUCCCAGGAAGGAGAAGGAUUUCCAGGGAAUGCUGGAGUACAAGAAGGAGGAUGAACAAAAGCUUGUUAAGAACCUGAUUCUAGAACUGAAGCCACGUGGCGUAGCAGUCAAUUUGAUUCCAGGGCUACCAGCAUAUAUCCUGUUUAUGUGUGUUCGACAUGCUGACUACCUGAAUGAUGAUCAGAAAGUCAGGUCUCUGCUAACAUCAACAAUUAACAGCAUCAAAAAAGUGCUGAAGAAAAGAGGCGAUGACUUUGAAACUGUAUCCUUCUGGCUGUCUAACACGUGCCGCUUUUUGCAUUGUUUGAAGCAGUACAGUGGAGAAGAGGGCUUCAUGAAGCACAACACAUCUCGCCAAAAUGAACACUGCCUCACCAAUUUUGACCUGGCUGAGUAUCGGCAAGUGCUGAGUGACUUGGCCAUUCAGAUUUACCAGCAGCUCGUGCGAGUGUUAGAGAACAUCCUUCAGCCAAUGAUCGUCUCAGGCAUGCUGGAGCAUGAAACGAUUCAGGGCGUGUCUGGGGUGAAGCCCACAGGGCUCAGAAAGCGAACGUCCAGUAUCGCUGACGAGGGCACCUACACGCUGGACUCCAUCCUCCGGCAGCUCAACUCCUUCCAUUCGGUUAUGUGUCAGCAUGGCAUGGACCCAGAGCUGAUCAAGCAGGUGGCCAAGCAGAUGUUCUACAUCGUGGGGGCUGUCACCCUGAACAACCUCCUCCUGCGGAAGGACAUGUGCUCCUGGAGCAAAGGCAUGCAGAUCAGGUACAAUGUCAGUCAACUGGAAGAAUGGCUGCGGGACAAGAAUCUGAUGAAUAGUGGGGCCAAGGAAACCCUGGAACCUCUCAUUCAGGCCGCACAGCUUCUGCAAGUGAAGAAGAAAACAGACGACGAUGCAGAGGCCAUCUGCUCCAUGUGUGGCGCUCUAACAACUGCCCAGAUUGUCAAAGUGUUGAAUUUGUAUACUCCAGUUAAUGAAUUUGAAGAAAGAGUCUCUGUAUCAUUUAUUCGUACCAUACAGAUGCGUUUACGAGACAGGAAGGACUCUCCUCAGCUGCUCAUGGAUGCUAAACACAUCUUUCCUGUCACCUUUCCCUUUAACCCAUCCUCCCUCGCACUAGAAACCAUCCAGAUUCCAGCCAGCCUGGGUCUGGGCUUCAUUUCACGGGUCUGAAAGUGAUGCCGGGCAAAUAGUGACAAUGCAUUUCUUGCCUGGAAAAGAACCAUGAUUACUGUAAGCUACUAAAAAUUCAUUUGUAAAAAGAAAGUACAGAUUAUCUCUCCAGCAGGAUGUUAACUGGAAAUCUCCUGGAAUGCGUUCAUCAUCUUAGAAACAGAGGCUCCUUUGUGCUGUGCUCUCUUUAUAAAGCAGCUCUCGUCCUUGGUCAUUUGGCUAUCCUGAGUUUACAUGCACCUACGUAGGAAGGAAGAAAAACUAUGUGUCGUUAGCUGCCAGCGUUUAUGUUAAAUCCUUAGCACUGCAUUCAAGUGCUAUAAAAAUCAUAAAGUCCAUCUCUAAGAACUGUCGUUGGGAAGAUACCAGCAAAGGAUCUCCUGCACUGAACAGAAGGGCUGAAAGAAAAGUUGCCAUUGCAUACAUAUCAUAUGAGUUUAGGAACCAAUCAUGAUGUUGUCAGACUGGAUCAAAGAAAUAAACUGGCAAUAUAUAAAGUACCCGGCCAAGUAACUUCCUUAUUGUGUCACUAUGAUACACAGAUGUUAAAAGAGUGUCAGUUUGCUGUACAGCAUAGAUGUCCAUUGUACUGUAGCUUACUGAACAUCUUAAAUUGCUGCUACCUACUGUCUCCUUAAAAUGUAAAUGCUAUCUUAUUAAGCACUACAAUAAGCUUCUCUUCUAUCAACUCUGUUUACAAUUCAGUCAGCUCAGUUUUAACUGGAUUAUAUGCAAAUAUCUACAGAUUCAUUUGCACAAGUAGCAAACACUGAGAAGCAAAUGGCAAAAUGCUUGACAUUUGGGGUAGGAUUAGACAAAGUGGCUAUUGGUGAUGUCAUUAUUCAUUCAUGAUGUGUUGCAUUGAUGUGCUCAUUAAUUUUCCCAGGGUGGACUUUGAAUUCGGGUACAGUGCUCCGUGAAGUGGCUUAUUUUUAGUUCCCAGAUCUGAUGCCUGCAGUGCAUAUUCUCAACCUUGACAGGUUUUCCUUCUUCUUAAUUUAUUAAGAAUUAAUCUCAGUCAUCUGAAAGGAUUGUCAGAAUAUUCAUGAUUCAGGUCUUGAAACUUUGAUUACUCUAUAAGUUAUACAAAAGAAGGUAUAUAAAAAACAUUUAGUCAUAAUUCAGGUUUUUUAGGCUUUGCAACUUCUAUAAGUGUCUUGAGGUGCACUAGAUAUUUAAAAAGCAUCGCACUAGAAACACCUUAGGAGGAUUUGUAUAAGAAACAAAAGAUGAUCGCUGAAUUCUACAGAGGAUUUGGUUCAGGCAGACCCAGAAUCUGUAAGUUUUCAUUGCAGAAUUCUAAUUAAACAUAUUGUCCAUUUUCCUGGAAAUUGUAUACAAUAAAUCUGUCAGGUUGUUCAAAGCAACAUCUUAGCUCAGUAGAAACUCUGGUUCUUAAUUACAGUCAUAGGUUUAUAUAACUUAACUGCUAGAUGAUCUAUGAAAAUGAUUCUUAUUAAAAUAUGUGCAAUAUUUAUGGAAGUUAAACAGUUUCAAAACAGUGAAAAUACUGUCUGUAACUUCUGUGAACCUCAAUUUCCUUGUUUAUAAAGUAAGAGAGCUGGACAACUGGUUUUUAAAGUCCCUUCCACGUCUAAAAUUCUCCAUUUUCAGCACGUGGCUUCUGGGGAAAAGAGCCAGUUACUCAGUCCAUCCUCUGCCGGAAGGACAGCGUGCAGGGCCUGUCCAUUCCUUAGGGUUAAUAAAAUGUAAAGUCACAAAUUUAUGCAGCCACAACCUUUGUUCAAUGUACAUGACUUAUGCACGUUUUUAGA
Messenger RNA from Castor canadensis (American beaver), 6795 nucleotides. Lineage: Eukaryota; Metazoa; Chordata; Mammalia; Rodentia; Castoridae. The record is from RefSeq and is a predicted model, not a curated record.